This is a messenger RNA of Esox lucius (northern pike), 4270 nucleotides long. Its product is annotated as golgin subfamily A member 6-like protein 22. The record is from RefSeq and is a predicted model, not a curated record. NCBI's taxonomy places the organism in Eukaryota, Metazoa, Chordata, Actinopteri, Esociformes, Esocidae. Bases 149 to 1435 code for a protein of 428 amino acids. The transcript is spliced from 6 exons.
UGUGGUAUUACCUACCUAUCUGAGCCGAGCACGGGCGCCUCUGCUCCUCCUAGCGGGUCGUCGCUCGCUCGUCGAGAGCAGUUCCAGAAACAGCCUUAUCAUUUCAAGGUUAUUUUUCGUUACUCAAGGGCCUUUACAUUCUGAUCCUAUGGGAGUAUUUAUUUUCACGGCGUUGCUCUGGACAUUUAGUGGAGUGGGAUGUCUGCCACUAUCCUCACCUCCUGUGGAUGGAAAGGUAACUGAUUGUUUUCAGGACUCUCUGAAGGGUAAUGGAGCUGUUCCGCAUCCUGGUUGUGAGACGCAACUAACAGCAGGUAAUGCGUUACAAAGGCACCAGGGCCUGUUGAGGGAACUGCAGGAGCUUGCCCAGGACGAGAGGGAGAGGGAGCAGGAGUUCAGGAGGAAGAAGGAGCUGUAUGAGGGGAACCAGUCUGAGGGAGAGAAGAGCCAAGAAGAGAGAGAGGAGAAGAACAAUGAACUGAGGAUGAAAAAAGUGACAGAGGAGGAGGAAGCAAAGGUAGAAAUGAUGGACAGAACAAAGGACGAGAUGAGGGAGGAGCCCAGACUAGAGGAGAAAAGUGCUGAUGAGGAGGAGAGCACCAAAGAGCUAGAGGAGCUCCUCGCGGCUGAAAUCACAAAGAAAGCGGAGGAGGAAAACGAUGACAGGGAACUUGAGGAACUGCUCAAAGAGCUUAAAAAGAAAAGGUACGAGUCGGCGAAGGAAAAAGAGCUCCAGCAAGGGUCAGAAGCUGAGGAGGAGAGAAGGAAGAAAGAGGAGGAAGAGAAGGAGGAACAGAGAAAGGGAGAGAAAAGGCGUCUAGAAAUCCUUGAAAGUGAAGAGAAGAAACGCAGCGAAGAGAGAAAGAACAACGAGGUGGAGCUCCUCGUGGAGAAAGAGAAGGUGGAGCGAGAGCUCAAAGAGCUUCUGAAAGAACAGGAUAGCAAGAAGAAUGCAGAGAAGGAGAAAGAGAGAGAGGAAAAACAGGAGGAACUAGAGGAGCUCCUUAAAAAAAUGAAACACGUCAAAGAGGAGGAGCAAGAAGAAGAGGAGGAGAAAAAUAGAGAGAAAGCCAGGGAGGCGGAGACGGUGAACGGACAUGGUCAGGAGCAGGUUGCCACUCCUCGGGAACUGGGGACGGAAGCUGGAGAGGACGACGAUGUGAAGGAGCCUCAGCAGAAACGAAUGAUGGAGAAAGCGAGUGAUGAAAGCACCCGGCAAUUUGAAAAGGAAAGGUACAGGGACAAUGAUGAUGAUGAUGAAGAAGAUGAGGAUGUGGAGGAGGAAGACUGGGAAGAGGAAGAGUCAGAUGUGGAGAGAAAGGAUAAUGAUGAUGAUGAUGAUGCUGAGAAGGAUGAAGGAGAUGAGCUUCUGGAGAUUGAGGCUGAGCUGCGAAAAGUGACUGCAGAACUUCGAGAGCUACGUAGGGGUCAUUAAGGUCGAAAUGAUCAUGCAGAUGCAUACACACAAACACACACCCACACACCCACACACAACCACACACAGGUAAGAUGCCCUGCUAGGCCUAGCUGGUAAAGGUUUGAAUCAUACGUUCAUGUCCAGUUGCGGUCAACUAUAUAAAAGAUGUAUGUAUACUUGAGUUUGCUUUGGUUGAAAUGGCUGCUGUGUGGCACAUAUAUCAUACAAACAGCAUAUUUACAACACACACAUUGUACCUGUAUUCUGGAUUAUACAAUUAUGAAUAACAUGACACAAGACUUUUUCACAUGCGUCACACUCAGAAACAUGAACAACUAAAUAGAUACGUGGAUUGAUCAUAACGCUUUUGAUGGCAUAUAUUUCUGUAUUGUUGUUCCAUUAAACCCCCCCCUCGCAAUCAGAGAUUACAAGGUCUUUAGACAUGUUGCCGUUAUCAGAGAUUGUUUAGUAAGAUGAGAAAUCACCAUAUGUAAAGCUUUCGUUAGGUCAGAGAUUGAUUAGUUAGGAAGAUGUGUAUAUAUGACCUGCUGAUGUAAAACUUUGGUUAGGUCAUAUAUUGCUUAGUGAGCAAGAUGUAAGAUCUGCUAGUGUAAAGCUCUAGUUACAUCUGAGUUUCUGAACCCUAUCCCAGAUGUAAGAUCUGCUAGUGUAAAGCUCUAGUUACAUCUGAGUUUCUGAACCUUCUCCCAGAUGUAAGAUCUGCUAGUGUAAAGCUCUAGUUACAUCUGAGUUUCUGAACCUUCUUCCAGAUGUAAGAUCUGCUGGUGUUCCGUACACAUUUUCAAAGCUUGAGGAUUUGUUGACUAAUUGAAUCAGCUGUACACUUAUAGGGUUAAAACAAAUACCUGAAAUGUCAGAGUGGAGAGGAUUGGGAAACCCAGGCUACAUUUCAGGAUUUAAGGUCUUUCAAUGGCAUAGCGGUCCUCUUUACAACUUGUCCUAUGUAUAUAGAUGUUGUGCAAUAAUGAAAUGUGAGCUUUGUUGCUGUCACUUUAACUCUGUUAUAAUAUUGACCAUAUUGAUUCAUGUGAUUGAGUUCCAUGUGUUUGUAUUGACAAAAUGUCAGGGUUAUGUUUAAUCUGGCUCAUGCACUGUUAAUGUUAGACUGUUAAUGAAGAAACCGGGGUGACAAUGAGAAUGAACAUGACAAUGGGGACCUCGGUAGUAAGAGAUGUCAUAGUGUUUCCGAAGCUAUGAAAGCCAAGUACAGUGGUCAUAACUUGGGGUUCAACUGAGGUUGGUCCCCACGGAGUUCUUAAACCCCCCCCCCCCCCCAAAAAAAAAAACCCAUAAUGAAUAUUAACACCCACCCGGCGCUUCUAAAAUAUUUUAUAUCCUCACACAGAAAUAAGCCCUGCAAUUAUAUUAGCAACAUCUAUCAUCUAUUGUAAUCUAACAGUACACUUCAGAGCCUAUGAAAGGAAUGGUCUGAGGAACGACGGGGUACUCCUCACACUGUGAUAAUCAUGUUAGAUGUCUAAACUACAGACCCUAAACGUUAUCUUUUUGAUCGUUAGCAACAUGUUGUUUGCUUGAAUGUCCCCCUCCCCCCAACAAAAAAAAAAGGCUUUCACUGCCAAGGGUUUAGUCCAAUAAUAGUCUAACUUUUACACCUGACCAUGUUAAUAAACCCAGCGCUCCACAUCCAUUCAACACUGUUGUGGGAGUCAGAUUUGCUGGGCUCUUAUUUGGAUUAUGGGACCUAGCUCAAUUGAACCCCUGGUCGUAACGUACUGAUUUUACAAGUAUAGUAGAAAUGGUCCGCAACAAGAUUUGCAGGGUUUUUCCUGACACUCAGGCCUUUCCGUUUGCUAGUUUGGUCACCCAGGUGGACAAGGUCAUAGAAAUAGAAUGAAUCGAUCUGUCCAUCCUAGUAAUUCUACUUCUAUGCCCAGGGUCAAGACACCACCCCAGUUUUUCACCCAGCUUUGCACUCUUAUCUCAAUCAGCCAAGGAGGUCUAAAGCAGGGAGAGACGAUGACAAGCCAUCUCUAGUAUCUGGUAGUAAUAAACGCUGAAGACUGUUUUAAAACCUUUUUAAGGUGGCGGGUUAAAUAUAAUCGUUUCGUUGUUUCAUGUGAUCACUGGUACGUAGCAGCCUUGUUUGAAUGAGACGUCCUGGGAAACAGUACCCCCUUGUGUCCAUUCAGUAGUGGUGCACUGCUCUCUGCAAGUUGGCAAGGGUUUACACGAGUGGUGACCAUUUAUGGCAGUUACGUUCAUAAAAACAUUAACUCAUGAUAUAACAUAUGAAGCUAUACAAAUCUACAUAAUAACGUAUGCAAUAAAGCCAAAUAUAUCAUCAUGCAUUUCAGUAAAUGUCCUUUAUUAACUUCAAAUUCAACAUUAAUGGACUUUUAAAUAUCAGUCAUCCCUUUUCUAUUGGACAUUGAUUCACGGUGACAUUGUUACACUGGUUUCUCUCUGGGGAUGUGUCCGAAAAAUGACAGGAAAGCCAGCACACGGCCAAUGCUCCGGACUAAACGCUAUAUUUAGAUUAACGUUUCCUCUAGAUUAAUUAAUCUUAUUUUAAAGUGUUCUUUACUAGCCCGGUUACCUGCACUUUUACGGUUGUGUAACAAAGCCAACACGCCUACUUUAUAAAUGGAAUCAACAUGAUGCGAGAAGUCGAGCUGAGUCCACUCGGUGUCCUGAGAUUAACUUAAGAAUGUACACAUGUUCAACAUUAAGAAAUGUAUUUACCAAAACGGGUAGUAGGAAGUGAGUGGACUGAACAGGAGACAUUCGCUGGAGGUCAACGUCUGUGCUGUUAUUUGUGCCUGCUGUAUCUUUUGUGCUGCCUGUCGAUCAAUAAAAGCACAGUCUAUGAUA